Molecule: messenger RNA, 2958 nt
Organism: Tuber aestivum (summer truffle)
Lineage: Eukaryota; Fungi; Ascomycota; Pezizomycetes; Pezizales; Tuberaceae
Source: the annotation of a GenBank genome assembly
ACCCGCAAAUACGCCAGGCACUCGCCAAGUCCAAAUUAUGUCAGGGGGGGGGGGAUCCUUCCAGCUGGAGAAUCGAACUUUCAUGUCGCACACGACGAGAGUGAACCAGAACCCGUAACCGCUUAUGUUCCAGUCCAGCGACCACGAUGGGGCAAUCAAGGGUCUCUCUUCAAAUCGCUCGCAUCACAGCAGAUAGUGGGUUCAGGUCAUUCGCACCCAUGACAAUAUUUGGUUAAAAGCUACUGCAGAUACCGGUAAAGUACUCUCCAUGCAAAGGUGGGCUGCAUUACUAUAUGCGCGGUUGUAUACGGUAGUUGGGGCGUGAGCCCUCGCAUCCUCACACCAUACUGCAGUAAAAAUGAUUGAAUCUCACAGCACGAUCAAGGCAACGGUGUUCUAGCGCCUUGCCUCUCUCGCCUGUCGUGGAUCCCGAUCCACUGCCUGCUCAAGGUGGACAGACCAUGCAUUGACCAACAUAUUGCCAGCCCUAGAUUCCAAUACAGCACGGUAAUCGGUCCCAUGAGCCGCACCACAACGGUGGCGGCGGAUUCAACCCGACACGCGCCCUCCCAAACGAGGGAAAAAACAAAGAAGGGACGGCGUCCCUGCAAACUUCCCGGAAACGUCCAGUCCAAGCGGAAGGCCAAAAUCAAACCCUAGCCAGCAACGGCGCUUGAGGGAGCACAGCACAGCAAAGGCAGAGAGACAUGAAACCUGCGAUGCUUACACCGGUGCAGUACCGUAGCCUGCCAGUGCAGUGCCGGUAUGAGCGCUCCAACAAAUCCUCAGCUACUUACUGUGUAUAAUUUUGCACCACAACAUGCAUCCAUCCGAGAGGUUUGGAUUCUAAUUACCGGUAGCCCAGAGAAUAGAUCCCACAAAGGCGUCCGGUGCAGUGCUGGUACAGCGCUCUCAGCAGGUUAGGCAGGAACACUUUCCUUGCCUAUGGCGCUCGCGCUUUUUUCUGCAGGUCUUGUAAACCGAGCUGUGUCACCUGUAAAAUGAGAAGAUCGAUGACUCUUGCGCUGCAUUGCGUUGGACAUUAACUUAUGAUAUGCAGAAUUCUCAUGGAAUACAAGCAUAGAAGCACAGGCUUUAAAUAGAGACCCACCCUCUGUCGAAUAGGUACCGGUACCGAGCUUUCUUCAAAAGCAAUGCCCUGUUUGAAUAGUUGAGGCAUUGUGCUACUAGUAUACCGGUAGUGCUAUUUUAUGAUACCACCGUGCUGCGGCCAAAAUGCGUGUGAAGUGUGAAAAGAGUGGCACAGGUACCGGUACUGUGGGAUGCUUGGAUCUCGUUGUGGCACUCCUUUAUUUGUACCCGGAUGGAAUCACCCCCUAAAUCCGUCACUAUGAUUACAUUCUCAUUCCGUACCGGUACUGUGCUCGUACCGUACUCAGCUGCCGGUGCUACCGUACUCGCAUCCGGUAACUCGCAUCUGGUAAGUGAGCUCGCCACGAUGCUGACCCAAAGGAUUCCACUCGAUGUCUCAGCCAGCAGGAGACAACCCCACCAAUGCCCCCCCCCCCUACCGGAACGAUAGAUUCUCCGUGGCCAAAGGGUUACGAUGUGAGUGAAACUCUGGAGCCUGAUCUCCCACUGCCGGUGCCGUAAUCCCGCCCCAAAAAAAAAUUCCUUGGAGUUCUAGCAAAGGCUCGACAUGAUCACGUGCUCUUACCUAAUCACGAAAAAUUACCUCCAGCCAAUCACCCUCUGGCGCCCCACGCAAGCCCAACUUUCUUCCGGGUUUUUCCACCCUAGCCAUCACCAUCGAUCCAAUCUGCCAUCAUUCAAUCCCCCCUUUCCCCCCACCAAUUAACCAAUCAACCACGGACGGAGAAAAGAAACACACCGACGAUGCCACUCUUGUCCCUCUUCUCUGACAUCUACACGUCCCUGACGAUCUCCCCGGCGCACGCGGAGGCCCCGCCAACCGAAGAGCAGGAGGGAUCUUCCUCAGAUUCAAAACCGGAGGGGAACAAAUCCACUGAGCCAGAGCCUAAAGAAGAGAAACCGGAGCCCAAGGAAGAGGAGCCAGUGGAGGAAGACGCGGAGGCGGAGGAGGAAGAGCCGGUGGAUGCGUUACCAGCGAUAACUGAGGGUAUAUAUCUACACAUCUAAUAUGUGUAAUCCGGACCAGACGAGGGCGGGGAGGCUGAUUAAUACCAUUGAAUUGGAAAACAGAAUGCUCCGAGUCAAACGAAUGCAAGCCAGCAAAGCAUCAUUACGACGAGUGCGUUGAACGGGUUACCGCUGCGGUGGAGAGCGAAGCGAAGGGGCCGACGGAGGAUUGUGUCGAGGAAUGUAUGUUCUUGCUUUCUUGCCCUAUCCUUUUUCUCUCGGAUGGAGCGGCUAAUCGGGAUACUAUAUAGUCUUCCACUUGAUGCAUUGCUCCGCUCAAUGUGCUGCUCCCAAGAUCUGGGCGAAACUGAAGUAGGCCGGUCUGUCAAAAACCUACUUCGAAAAAAUUCCUUUUUACGAACGGGAAGGAAAAGAAACCCUAACUUGCAAUCGGAACUGGGAUCGAAUAAUUGGCGGAUGUGUGAAUGGAUGAAGACAGCAUACAAAAAAAACCAACCUUGUACGUAGACGGCGGGGGACAGUAGGAGAGAGAGGUCGUGGUCUGCCUGCUACCAUACCCUCGAGCGGUGCCGGUAUCCCAAACACCAACCAAACCGCCCGGCCAAGUGCGUGUGUGCGAUUUGUUUCAUUUAUUGAUAGAAGCAGGAGAAAUGAUACCGUGUAAGACAAAACAAAGCACACUGUAAAUCCAAUUCAUAUUCAGUAGUACCAGUAUUUUCACAAUACUCGAGCGCAGUGCUUAUAAAAACAUUAUCGUGCUCGGGCACCAGUACUUUUUCGCACCCCAAUCCAAACCAAUCUAAUCUAAAACGGCACUGAGGGUUAAAAUAAAAAUAAAAAAGUGGAAAAAAAAGUAGGGUGAGUGCGGCUCCCAAA